Molecule: messenger RNA, 1107 nt
Organism: Camelina sativa (false flax)
Lineage: Eukaryota; Viridiplantae; Streptophyta; Magnoliopsida; Brassicales; Brassicaceae
Product: putative sucrose-phosphatase 2
Biological process (GO): sucrose biosynthetic process
Molecular function (GO): sucrose-phosphate phosphatase activity; magnesium ion binding
Source: RefSeq, a predicted model, not a curated record
UUUUCUUUUUUCCUCUCUUUCUCUCUCGCUCUCGCGCUCUCUCUCUCUCUCUCUGUUGCGAUUGAAUCUAGAUUCAUGAGGAUGCAUGAGAGGCGAUUUGAAUUUGGAUUCCACUCAAUCAGAAGUUUUUCUUUUUUCCUCUCUCUCUCCGUCGAUUGAAUCGACGAUGCCUCGUCUCCGAGAGGAUCUAUGAGAGGCGAUUUGAAUUUGGAUCCCACUCAAUCAGAAGAGAUUGAAGCAAUUUGAAUCAUAUGGUGAAACGAUUACUUAUGGUAACUCUAUGGUUCCUGAUCAUGGUUGGGUUGAUACUUUGAAGAACCAUAAAUGGGAUUUGGGUAUUGUCAAAGAAGAAGCUUGCAAGUUUUCUGAGUUGAAGCUUCAGGCUGAAACUGAGCAGAGGCCACACAAGGUUAGCUUUUAUGUUGAUAAGAGUAAGGCUCAGGAAGUUACUAAGGAGUUAUCACGACGGUUUGAGAAACGUGGGUUGGAUGUCAAAAUCAUUUACAGUGGAGGUAUGGAUUUGGAUAUUUUACCACAAGGUGCUGGAAAGGGACAAGCGCUUGCGUAUCUGCUUAAGAAGCUGAAGACUGAAGGAAAGCUCUCUGUUAAUACUCUUGCUUGUGGCGACUCAAGAAACGAUGCUGAACUGUUUAGCAUUCCUGAUGUUUAUGGCGUCAUGGUAAGCAAUGCUCAAGAAGAGCUGUUGAAGUGGCAUGCUGAAAAUGCAAAAGACAACCCAAAAGUGAUCCAUGCAAAGGAGAGGUGUGCAAGUGGGAUUAUAGAAGCCAUUGGUCACUUCAAGCUUGGUCCAAACCUUUCUCCAAGGGAUGUCUCUGACUUCUUAGAGUGCAAGACGGAGAAUGUGAACCUCGGUCACGAGGUUGUGAAGUUCUUUUUGUUCUAUGAGAGAUGGAGACGGGGUGAGGUUGAGAACUGUGAGGCGUACACUGCUAGCCUCAAAGCUUCAUGUGUAAGUAUUGUAACAUAGUACAAAAUGAUAUGUUUCAGUGGCAUAAUAAUAUAUCUGACUCUUGUUGUAAUAUGUAUUAAUGUUUUAUUAUGUUUUGUAUGUUUGAAAAUUAAUAAAAAUGAAAUAUUUUUUUUAUU